GGCAACACUGCAGUAGAAUUAAUUUUUUUCCGCAAGAUGAUGGACUUGCAGUCCAACGACGACAUCGAUUUGGAAGAUGGAGAGCUGUCAGCAAGUGGUGACGAUGAGAUCUAUACGCCGCUGCAACGGCCGGCGCCCACAAGCACAACUACAACUGCAACAACAACCACAAGUAAACCUGCUGCAAUGGUCGCCGAUAGCGUUGAGAGUCCGCUUGCAACAUGCCACCAGAUACAGAGCGCCCUGGAUGAUGAGUCACAGUCCAACAGCGAGUCCUCGUCGGGUGAAUCCUCUGAGGAGGGUUGCAUUAAAAAGCUGCGCACCGACGCCGCCUCCACAGCCGGCAGUCAUAAAAAGCGUCGCAGGCGCAUCAAGCGCACCGUUAUGAUCCGGGUACCACCGCCCACAGACGCCGAAUCGAAUCGGGCACGCUUCAAGAAAUACAAUGUGUGGACGGCCGCACUGCAGGAGGAUGCACUGAGCGAAAAUAUGCGUGGUUGCGAUGUAACGCGCAGCAGCAGCGAUCGCAAUGUGGAAAACUAUGAUUUCCCCCAAAAGUAUCUAAUGAACGGAGAGAACACGUUAAAGCGUCGUCUGUCGAAUUCCUCGGACGAGGGAGCUUCACAUCCAGCCAAUAAAAGAGGACGCCAGUGCUUCCGCCUUGCCAUGGACUGUGAAAGGGAAAGGUUUCCGAUUAAAAGCCGCAUUGGUCAACGUUCGCGUUCACGUCGUGGAAACUCAUCUACCAGCGGAUCGUCGGACAACUCGAGUGAACCGCGACAUAUACUCGACUUAAAAGAUACGGGCGGACGUGAUCCGUCCGAUGUGGCCAGGGAAAUGGCCAACAAACUCUACGAGGAGAAGGACGAACUUUUAGUGCGAGUUGUUAAGGUUCUUGGUUUGGAUGUGCCUUUGGAACUAUAUAAGGAAACUCAACGCAUUGAAGCCGACGGUGGCAUGAUGAUCAAAAAUGGCAGACGCCGACGUACGCCAGGCGGUGUAUUUCUAUUUCUGCUGAAGCACCACGAUAAUAUAACGCCAGCGCAACAAAAGUCAAUUUUUACUGAGGAGCGUCAGAAUGACAACAAAUCCCGUAAGCAGAUUGAAUCAUUGAUACGUGAUCGUAAGGUGGAGGAACUCAAGAAAUGUCUGAGCGAAAAGAGCACCGAAUUGCCUUUACUAAUUACACGCAAGGAGCACUAUAUGCAAGGCGCUGAGUCCAUUGAUCAAAAUCAACCUGGCAGCUUAUCCAAUCCGCCGCCUUCGCCUGUUGGCCAGGAACAGAGCAGCCCCGAAUAUAAGACACACGAAAUAAACAUUAAUCUCGUUGAUAGCACCGAUCUACCCUCAACAUCAAAAGCAGCUUUGACCUCGGGCCUUAAGCAGAUGAUUAGCUAUGAUGAUGAUAUUUUGGAUGUUAAUUGCGGUGAAAUGGACCUUUUCUAAGCAAACGAACGCAAAGCGUUUUCAAUGCGGGCGGGGUCAGUCAUAUGUUUAUAUUAAAAAAAUAUAUAAUAUAUUUGUGGCGAUAAUUUUUACAUCCCCCUAGCUAGACCCAUGUACAUCUAAAUAAAUGAAUAGCGGUUAAGAUUUUUUA
Molecule: messenger RNA, 1597 nt
Organism: Drosophila innubila
Lineage: Eukaryota; Metazoa; Arthropoda; Insecta; Diptera; Drosophilidae
Gene: Phax
Product: phosphorylated adapter RNA export protein
Exons: 5
Coding region: 37-1446 (469 amino acids)
Biological process (GO): snRNA export from nucleus
Cellular component (GO): nucleus
Source: RefSeq, a predicted model, not a curated record